AUGGCUCGAGACGACGACGACCGCGGCGGCGCCAGGUCUCGAUCCCGAAGCCGCAGCCCUACCAGAAAACGCAAGGCCGAAGAGACCACCGACGAUCUCCCGCAACCAUACAAUGCCAACAGUCUACAUGCAACCAAGCGACGAGCCGUAUCGCCAUCCGAGCAGCCGCGAAAGCAGAAACGUCCCGGCGCCCGGGCUCGCAUCUCCGAGGCGGAGCGUGAAGCCAUCCGUCAGCGACAGAUUCAGCGUGAUCGAGAGGCCGCAGACGCCGCCGCCGCCCUCGCCGCCGAGCAAAAUUACCGCGGGCGCGGCAACCACGACGUCGUAAGGCAGCACUACAACAGCGUGCCCGAGCGCGGCCGCCAGUGGCGCACGACCGACAGCAAGAUCAAGGGCCUCCGCGUCUUCAACAACUGGGUCAAGAGCUGCCUCAUCCAGCGGUACUCGCCCGACGAGGACCACGCGCCCGGCUCGCGCGAGCUGGGCCGCUCCAGCGGCAAGGAGCUUCUCAUCCUCGACAUUGGCUGCGGAAAGGGCGGCGACCUCAACAAGUGGCAGGCGGCCCCGCAGUCCGUGCAGCUCUACGUCGGCCUCGACCCGGCCGACGUCAGCAUCGAGCAGGCGCGCGGCCGCUACCGGAACAUGGGCAACCCACGGGGCGGCCGUGGCGGUGGACGCGGAGGCCACCACCGUGGCCCCCCGCCCCGCAUGUUUGACGCGCGCUUCCACGUCAAGGACUGCUACGGCGAGAGCAUCGAGGACCUCGAAAUCAUCCAGCAGGUCGGCUUCGACCCGUCGCCCAUGAACCGCCGCGGCUUCGACGUGGUCAGCAUGAUGUUCUCGAUGCACUACGCGUUCGAGUCGGAGAAGAACGCGCGCAACAUGCUGCGCAACGUCGCCGGCGCGCUCAAGAAGGGCGGCCGCUUCAUCGGCUGCAUCCCCAACUCGGACGUCCUAGGCGAGCACGUGCGCAAGUUCAACGCCAAGGCGGCCGAGCGCCGCGCGGCCAAGAAGAAGCAAGAGGAGAAGGAUGGGGCGCCUGAAGAAGGGGCGGCGAGUGCCGAGGCCGGCGCUGACUUGGAGGCGGCGGCAGCAACCAAGGCCGCCGAAGACGCGCCCGCGGCGGAGCAGCCUGAGGACGGCGAGCUGGAAGAAGGUGAGGCCGAACCCUCGGCGGAAUGGGGCAACUCCAUCUACCGUGUGCGCUUCCCCGGCGCCACGCCGGAGGACGGUGUCUUCCGCCCGGCGUUCGGCUGGAAGUACAACUUCUUCCUGGACGAGGCCGUCGAGGAAGUGCCCGAAUACGUCGUCCCCUGGGAGGCUUUCCGCGCCCUCGCCGAGGACUACAACCUCGAGCUGCAGUUCCACCGCUCCUUUCCCGAGAUAUGGGCCGCCGAGAAGGACGACCCGGAGCUAGGCCCCCUGAGCGAGCGCAUGCGCGUCCGCGAGCCCAACGGCGGACCCUUGCUGGUCAGCGACGACGAGAUGGAGGCGGCGAGCUUCUACGUCGGGUUUUGCUUCUACAAGGUGUGA
Molecule: messenger RNA, 1533 nt
Organism: Cordyceps fumosorosea ARSEF 2679
Lineage: Eukaryota; Fungi; Ascomycota; Sordariomycetes; Hypocreales; Cordycipitaceae
Product: mRNA cap methyltransferase
Exons: 1
Coding region: 1-1533 (510 amino acids)
Biological process (GO): 7-methylguanosine mRNA capping
Cellular component (GO): nucleus
Molecular function (GO): mRNA 5'-cap (guanine-N7-)-methyltransferase activity
Source: RefSeq, a predicted model, not a curated record